Molecule: messenger RNA, 802 nt
Organism: Toxorhynchites rutilus septentrionalis
Lineage: Eukaryota; Metazoa; Arthropoda; Insecta; Diptera; Culicidae
Product: calcium load-activated calcium channel
Exons: 4
Coding region: 161-712 (183 amino acids)
Biological process (GO): endoplasmic reticulum calcium ion homeostasis
Cellular component (GO): endoplasmic reticulum; endoplasmic reticulum membrane; cytoplasm
Molecular function (GO): calcium channel activity
Source: RefSeq, a predicted model, not a curated record
CUCAUUAAUUGAACUUAUCAAUCGCCUUGUGACGUGAAGUUUGCGGUCGAAAUCAUCUACGAUUUUGAUCGAAUCUAAAUUAUAAAUGAAAAUUUCGGUUUGUUACAGCCGCCAGUAACAUUUGCAUUUCUGUACAUUUAUAAUUUCUUCUGAACGUAAUAUGUGGUCUGAUACCCUGCUCAUAGUUUUUAUUUCAAUAUGCACGGCAUUUCUUGGAGAAGGAUUGACCUGGGUGAUGGUCUAUCGAACGGAGAAAUAUCAGAAAUUGAAGGGCGAAGUAGAAAAGCAAAGCAAGAAAUUGGAAAAAAGGAAGGAAACACAUGGGGAUUCUCUUGAUAAAUCGCACAAGAAAAAAAUUGAGCGCGACGAGGAAAAGCUCAAAAACAACAAUCGGGAUUUGUCCCUAGUGAAGAUGAAAUCUAUGUUUGCAACGGGGUUUGCCUUUACUGCAUUACUUAGCAUGUUCAACAGCAUCUUCGACGGACGAAUUGUUGCACGGUUGCCAUUUACGCCAAUUUCCUGGAUCCAGGGCCUUAGUCAUCGUAAUUUGCCUGGAGAUGACUAUACGGAAUGCUCAUUCAUAUUUCUGUAUAUACUCUGUACAAUGUCGAUCCGACAAAAUAUCCAAAAACUGCUAGGAUUUGCGCCUUCACGAGCAGCCAGUAAACAAGCCGGUGGACUGUUUGGACCAACGCCAGGCCAAUUCAAGUAACAGGAUUUGUAGGGAAAUUAAAACGAACAAAGUUAUUUAUUUGAAAAUAAACAGCCAAACCAAGCGGUAUAGGCUAAUUAAAAGUACAAA